ACCUGUAGCCUCCAAGCGAGCGAGCAGCUCAGACACCAUCAGAAAUGGAGGACGGAGGGUUGGUCAGCGAGGCCGGCGCCUGGGCCGAGCUCGGCACCGGCGGCGACGAGUCGGAGGAGCUGGUGGCGCAGCUGCUGGGCGCCUUCUUCCGGUCCCACGGCGAGGAAGGCCGGCACCAGCUGCUUUGGUCUGACGACCAAGCUUCUUCCGACGACGUGCACGGCGACGGCAGCCUUGCCGUGCCGCUCGCAUACGACGGCUGCUGCGGCUAUCUGAGCUACUCAGGUAGCAACUCGGACGAGCUCCCCCUCGGGAGCAGCUCCCGCGCUGCGCCAGCAGGUGGCCCACCGGAGGAGCUGCUCGGUGCAGCUGAGACUGAGUACCUGAAUAAUGUGGCCGCCGCAGACCAUCCCUUCUUCAAAUGGUGUGGGAAUGGUGAGGGUCUGGAUGGUCCGACGAGCGUCGUGGGCACGCUUGGGCUUGGCUCGGUAAGCGCCGCGCCGAACAAGAGCAAGAGGAAGCAGAUGGUAGAGGAACACGAUGGCCAAACCCAAACCCAAACCCAAACCCAAACGACGAGAGGCCGGAAACGCGCGCGCAAGAAGAGCGGGGACGAAGACGAAGACCCGAGCACGGCCAUCGCCAGCGGAAGCGGCCCCACGAGCUGCUGCACUACCUCCGACAGCGACUCAAACGCGUCUCCUCUGGAGUCCGCGGACGCCGGCGCUCGUCGCCCCAAGGGCAACGAGAAUGCCCGGGCAGCUGGCCGCGGCGCGGCGGCGGCGACGACGACGACAGCGGAGCCCCAGAGCAUCUACGCAAGGAAGCGGAGGGAGCGGAUCAACGAGAGGCUCAAGGUGCUGCAGAGCCUGGUGCCCAACGGCACCAAGGUGGACAUGAGCACCAUGCUCGAGGAGGCCGUCCACUACGUCAAGUUCCUGCAGCUUCAGAUCAGGGUGAGGGAUCCGAUUCCGUUUCCAUCUCGUGCCGCCGCCGCCGCCGUCGUCCCGCUAACGACAGCUCCUCCUCCUGUGGUUCUGUUCUGCAGCUCCUGAGCUCCGACGACACGUGGAUGUACGCGCCCAUCGCGUACAACGGGAUGGGCAUCGGGAUCGACCUCCGCAUGCAUGGACAGGACAGAUGAUGGUUCUGCAGCCGACGCGUCUCCCAUUCAAUAUUCAAUGUGACGAUGUGCUUGCUUGCUUGUUGCAACUUGCAAUCGGUCUGCAAGUUUUCUUUUCCUUUUUUUUAUUUAUUUUAGAUACACAAGGUCGUAGCAUGCAUGAUGCAUGCCCAGUUGCCUGCUGGAGCACUUGAAUCAAGGAAAUGUUUUCUUCUCCCUUAGUCGCAAAAUUGGACGGGGAGACUUGUA
This is a messenger RNA of Zea mays, 1372 nucleotides long. RefSeq names its product transcription factor RSL3. Gene Ontology annotation, cellular component: nucleus. Lineage: Eukaryota; Viridiplantae; Streptophyta; Magnoliopsida; Poales; Poaceae. The record is from RefSeq and is a predicted model, not a curated record. Bases 45 to 1055 code for a protein of 336 amino acids. Gene Ontology annotation, biological process: regulation of transcription by RNA polymerase II. The transcript has 3 exons. Gene Ontology annotation, molecular function: RNA polymerase II cis-regulatory region sequence-specific DNA binding; protein dimerization activity; DNA-binding transcription factor activity, RNA polymerase II-specific.